ACGCGGUCACAGCGCUGCUGUGAAGCGGCUUGGCGGUGUUGUGUUCUUGACUACUUUUAAAACCAGUUCACUGAACCGGAACAAAGAAACGCUGCAGGCGCGCUUUGUUUGUAUUGAGCUGGCGAGCCCACGCCAUCUUACGACGCACGCGUGCGUAACGAUACCAAGCGCGUAUUCUGUGUAAAGCGAUCACUAUGACGUCACGUCCUGCCAGCCGCAAGACACGCGUAUCAGCGUCGCGACGCGUGUGAGCAGACGGAAGGUAAAACGGCGGCGGCGGUUCUCACGUUAAAGUGUUCUUGUUGUGACGUCCUGCAGAGGCGUGGGUCCGUCGUCUCACCGAAGUGACGACAGAAUUGUGGAGUUCUUCAUCAUCAUCAUCAUCACCACCUGUCAGUCUGAACGUGCCAUGGCGUCUUUACUGGAUGAGCUGGACAGUCUCGUCGCGUCUCCGUCCUUCAACGCAGCGCCUGGUGGGAGGGGGACCAUCAAACCAAAGGCUAACUUUGACGCAGGCGAAGAUGCUGUGGCCCUCAGGAAAGCUAUCGAAGGACUCGGCACAGAAGAGAAAACCCUGAUCGAUAUUCUGACCCACAGGAGCAGCGGGCAGAGACAGCUCAUCUGUCAGGCUUAUCUGGACGCCACAGGCAGAACAUUGGUGGAGGACCUGAAGGGGGACACCCACGGUGACUUUGAGGACCUGCUGGUGGCGCUGGUCACCCCUCCUGCUGUGUACGACUGCCACGAAGUUAUCAGGGCCAUGAAGGGAGCUGGAACGAAAGAUGGCAUCUUGAUUGAAAUCCUCGCCUCGAGAUCCAACCAGCAGAUAAAAGCUCUGUGUGAUGCCUACCUGCAGGAAACGGAGAAGAAGUUGAGUCUUGAUCUGAGGGGGGAAGUUUCUGGAAAGUAUUCCAAAGCCCUGCUCAUCCUGGCUGAGGGCAAAAGAGACGAGAGCACGGCGGUGGAUUUGGUGAAGGCCAGAGAAGACGCCAAGACUCUGUAUGAUGCAGGGGAGAAGAAAUGGGGUACAGACGAGUCCAAGUUCAUCGAGGUCCUCUGCCAUCGCAGCAUUCCACAGCUGAGACAAACUCUUGUGGAAUACAAGAACAUCAGUGGAAAGACUUUACAAGAGAGUGUGGAAGGAGAGAUGUCUGGGGAGCUGGAGGAGAUCCUUAUGGCAAUAGUGAAAUGUGUCACGAGUGUGCCGGCCUACCUCGCUGAGCUCCUGUAUGCGAGCAUGAAGGGCGGUGGGACCGAUGAAGCCACUCUGAACCGGAUCAUGGUGACUCGUUCUGAGGUCGACCUGCUGGACAUCAGGGCCGAGUUUAAGAAGCUCUCUGGCAACUCGCUGUACUCCGCCAUCGAGUCAGAUCUGUCGGGUUGCCACGGCGAGUGUGUGAAGGCCAUCUGCGGCGGGGACGACUAGCUCGCUCUGCAGCCACGGCCGAGUCGAGCCCCGCUUCUACUGCCACCAAUCUCUCGCUGUAGGCCUACCAUCUCUUUUCUGCUUCCGCCGUCUAUAAACUCGGUCCGUUUCAUCCUCACUCUACUAACUCACACUUGUUGACGGGCGUGGGAGUCAGCGGCUUUUGGGAAGUUCGGGCGAUCCGCUGAAAGCGUGCUGGAGGACGUCGCCAUACAGCAGACAUGCCCGCAGUGCGUGGAAGGUUUGGUUUUGGACACGCGGCAGGGGGUCGGAGCAGAGCGGCACGCUGGCUGGAGGGUUCAUACCAAGUUCUGUCUUGUGUGUCUUUUCAGUCCGACUGCCGUGGGAGCUACAAAAAAACACUGCUCAGGAUUUGUGGAGGAGAUGACGAUUCUUAACACCACCCUCCCGUGAUACCCCACCCUGCGAUUCAAAACACGAUGUUUAUUUCUUACAUGUCAUCCUCUCUGUCCAUCCACCCAUCCAUCCAUCCUCCAUCCUGUUGUCUCACCAUCCUGGAGAAGUUCUGUCAGCCCAGACAUUGUGUUCACGACUAUGAGGGAAGGAAAGUGAAUUAAGCUGAGCUGUGUCUCCACCUGUGGAACAGUGUUGUAAAUGAAGUAGUCCUCUGUCUUGCUCUUCAAUGUUGGACAUUGUUAAAGUCAGUAGGGUCCAAAUUAGUAUAUUUUAACACGUGCCAAAAAGAAAAUAAACAUCAACAUCUUUUGACCAACUACAGUAGUGAGUUGAUAUUUACUUGCAGCAUCCAGUUGUUAAAAAGAACCAAAUCUGGCUUCUUUCUUCUUCUUGCUUUUGCAUCUGAAGGCGAUGGAAGACGUAGUCAUAAGACGUAGCCAUGAGACCUAGUCCUGAGGUGGUUUGAAGAAGCACAAUGCAGGAAUUUUGUUUAUUUGUUUGUGCACUAAACUCACAUUGUAAUGUUGUCGAGUGUAAAUACCCUACGGCCUACGCCAUGUACCAACCUUCAUUUACAGUUUACAUAAUUAUAUUCUGCACAAAGGUGUUGUGUUGUGAUAGACUGCAGUGUGUUGUGUUGUGAUAGACUGCAGUGUGUUGUGAUGUGAUAGACUGCAGUGUGUUGUGUUGUGAUAGACUGCAGUGUGUCGUGAUG
Lampris incognitus (smalleye Pacific opah) is the source of this 2558-nucleotide messenger RNA. RefSeq names its product annexin A3a (gene anxa3a). The transcript has 14 exons. Gene Ontology annotation, cellular component: cytoplasm. Gene Ontology annotation, molecular function: calcium-dependent phospholipid binding; phospholipase inhibitor activity; calcium ion binding. The record is from RefSeq and is a predicted model, not a curated record. NCBI's taxonomy places the organism in Eukaryota, Metazoa, Chordata, Actinopteri, Lampriformes, Lampridae. Bases 410 to 1426 code for a protein of 338 amino acids.